Molecule: messenger RNA, 1272 nt
Organism: Tigriopus californicus
Lineage: Eukaryota; Metazoa; Arthropoda; Copepoda; Harpacticoida; Harpacticidae
Product: alpha-2-macroglobulin receptor-associated protein-like
Exons: 3
Coding region: 147-1166 (339 amino acids)
Biological process (GO): regulation of receptor-mediated endocytosis
Cellular component (GO): endomembrane system; endoplasmic reticulum
Molecular function (GO): receptor antagonist activity; low-density lipoprotein particle receptor binding; heparin binding
Source: RefSeq, a predicted model, not a curated record
CGAUCCUUUUUAGAAGACGACCGACCAGCUGAUCCGGAGACAUUCAGCCACCCUGUUUCUUGGUUGUGUGGUUCUUUUACCUGUGUCAAAAGCGUGAAUGGGAUUCGCCGGAGAGAAUUGAAUGAAAUAACGUGCUACACUCAAGAAUGAAGUCAUCUCCUUGGUUGAUACUGGUUCUACUUUCGGUGACUUCAACCAUCCAUGGCCAAGAUCAAGAUGACGGUACAGACCUUUUCGGCGAGAAAAUUUCGAACUAUCGCAUCCUGAACGAUCCCUUCCGGCGUCAAAAGCUGAAUUUACUCUGGACGAAAGCUCGGAAGCAGCUCACGGAGGGGAAGUUGGAAAAACUCUACUCAGAAUUGAAAAUCCAAGACAAGGAAGAGAUGACCUUAAAACGACUCAAGACCGAAAACUCCGACAAGGACGGCAUGGUUGAAGCUAAUUUGAGGAAAAAGUUCGGCGCUAUUUUAAAGCGUUAUGGUCUGGAGUCCUAUCAUCCGGAUGUGAUUCCCAAGGAUGAUGGCGUGGCGGCCAAUAAAGGCAUGGGCUAUUUCAAGGAUAAGAAGCUCAACCGUCUGUGGGAAAAGGCCGAAAAGGCCGGAUUGAGUCAGGACGAGUUGCUCACGUUGAAACAAGAAUUCAAACAUCAUCAGGACAAAGUUGAGCAAUAUCACGAUUUGUUGGAGAUGCGUGAGGAGUUGGGUUCGGAUUUCAAUCGAAGGAAGAAUCACAUUCAACUCAAUGACGAGGAUGAAGAAAAGAACCAUCAACGACACGACAAUGAAGUCGUCAACAACGCCCGAAGCAUCAAAGAGGAUUAUCAUCGGUUGCACAGACUCGCCACCAACACCCAUCCCAAGGAGUUUGAAGAGGAUAAAGUUCAAGCGCUCUGGUCCUUGGCGAUGGAGGCCGACUUCUCAAAGGACGAGUUAGAGUCGAUUCGCAACGAGCUUCAUCAUUUUGAGGUACGGAUCCAAAAGCUUGAUUUUCUAGAGCGCGAGCUCAAGAUGGUGGACGAGCGACAUGGCGGCCAUUUGCAGGAAGAUCGCGAGAAAACCGAAGGCCGGAAAAUUAUGGACAAGAAGCUGAAGAAGCAUCUCGACACUGUCGAUCAACUUCAAAAGGACUUGGAACUUAAAAUCGUGGCCAGACACGCCGAACUCUGAACUUCGUAGCCCCAAAAGCCUUUCUACCUGCACAUAAGUGAUAGAUUUCACAACACAUUCCACGUAUCAGUCAGAAUAAAUAUGAUCUAUUUUAAGGCAAAAACCA